UGACCAGUUGGAUUUAGACCAUGUCCUCCAGAAUCUGACAGAGGACGGGCGGUCUCUUCCACAAUAUGUGUCAGCUGAACCUGUGAAAACACAUGGAAAUAGCAACAAGGAGGAGUCCCAAGAGGACAUAAUGGACAAACUAGUAGCUUUCCUGAGGAGUCAAUCAUCUCAGCCUGUGAAAAGUCAAAACCCAAUAAGACAGAAAAAGGCUUGGAGCAAAUCAACAGAGCGUCAGCGGAGCCAGCAGGAAUGUCCUACUGUUUAUAUUGACCUGCGUAGCCCUGAUCCUUUAAUAAAACAACCAAAACCAUCACAAAAUCUUUCAUCGGGGUUUGAGUCACCAGCCAAGCACAAUACUCACCAAGAACCACCUGCAAAGAAUCUUAAAGUGCAAACUGGAUCACAAGUAGGGCGCAGGGACAUGACUGGCAAGAGUAUGUUGCUGCGGACAAUGAGGGAAUUAGAAAACAAUGGGAAUAUUCAUCAAAAUAUGUGUAAGGAUUCAUUGCAUUCACUUCAAAGUAAGGCAGCAGGACAACUGCACGAGAAUCUAAAGCCUCUCGAGUUCAACAUGAGCCGUGAGUCGCAAUAUCUCAAGGAAGAAAAACAACCGUCACAUACAGGCCCAGAAUUGGAUGGCAGAAAAACAAAUCAUGGCGGUAAAAUGAAAAAACAGAAGCACCAGAGUGACCAACAGGGACGACAAGUCGGGCAGACUUCACAACAUGAACACCACCACCUCAUUUUUAAGCAGCUGGAAAGACACCGUCCAACUACGUGUGUCAAUCAGAGGCAGCCAGCUGCUGAAAAGACUGAUACUCUUUAUCAUUCUGAAGCAUCUCAUCUACAGCAAGUCAGUACACUGCCAGCAGAUAUGAAAAGUAAGGUGUGUAUGAUACUGAUAGUCAACCUCUCCGGUCCUGGUAUGGUUGGAGAUGGAGGUCACCUGUAUCCAGCCGCAACCAAAUCACACAUCUACAACACUUUGGUGGCCUGGUUUCUGUCUCUGGUUGGCCCGAACUCAUGUCACGAUGACGAUGAUGCUGGUGCAAAGGUCCCAUUCUGGGUGGCGGGACUUCAGCAGCAGUGGACCGAGGAUGGACUGGCUUUGCAUGUCUUGGCUGUGACUCGCCACAGUUAUACACCGAAUAAAAAGCAGAGAGACGUCCACCCUCUUUUCUACACCCAGGUGUGCAGGUUCCUCUCUGAGACAACACUCCCUCUUGUUGCCUUCUGGCUGCCUCAGCUGCAAAUCCUGCUGGACCGAGAAUGCUACGCUUCAACCAUCCGUCUGCCCUCUUCCUGUUUAAACUCUUUUAUCUCCACCUCCUCUAAGAAAAAGCUUAUAGAUAAGACAUUUGGUCUAAGUCCAGGGUUCUACUGGCAGACAGUCGAAUCUCAAGAGAAUGUUUGUAAUGGGAGAGAUUCCAACCUGGAGCUGCACACAGAGGUAUCAGUGGCUCUUGGGUGCAUCUUCCUGGAUCCUCUCAUUACACACUACACCCUCCAGCUUGUUCUCAACUCUGGAUUGGAUGUGUGCGGUCUGCGGCUCCUUCAUUCAGCACAGAAGUUACAGAAUGACAGCGCUGGUGCUGAGCCAGUCCUCCAGAGCAUUGAUCCAGAGAUCUGCCAUCCUGCUCUUGCCCUGGCUGUUCGAGGCCCUCAUGCCCACUCAGUUUUCAGAGAUUUAACCAGGUCCUUAGAUGUUUUUCUGCCAAGGGAGUCCACUUCCGGAAGUCAGCAACGUCAUUUCCUGUCCUCCCCUCAACUAGCCAGUCAAGUCCACAGAGAGCUGUGCUUGUGGUUUUCAGGGAGACUUCCAGGAAAAAAAGCCCAGAAGCACAACCGGCCUCUGAACGGAAUCAUACCUGCACACAACAGAGACAAAGGCAGAAUGUCCAAUGCACCUUCCUUUCUGUGUGCAACAACCAAAGCUGACUUACUCCUCGUGGUGUCGCCGGUCGUGCCUCCGUGCUGCUACGGCCAAGUUCUGGCUGUGUGCGAGCGCAGAGGGUUCGGUCUUAUGGGGCUGCAAAGACUGCAGCUUCAGAGCCAUGGCGCUGAUGUGCUUGGACUCAGCAAUCAGCAGGCACUUGUUUUCUGCGGCCAACACAAUGUGAUCCUGGAUCAGAAGGAACAGGAGCGUCCCAACUCUCACUGCCUGCUGUUGAUCCUGAGGAAAGAAAAUGCAGUGCACCACGGUGUUAGUUUACCAGCAGCCCUAAUGAGAGAAGUUAAGGUGCUGGAUGGUGUUGACACAGUAGGAGCAGACUUGUGUUACCACACUGUGCCUUACAGCAGUGAGCUGUCCUGUAUCUCUGUUAAGCAUAUGUGGGCUUUGCCUGAUCCUUCCCGUGUGAUCCUGUCCUGUCACAAGUGUUCCUCCACCUCUGACACGGAGCAGGUGGUGAUGUUGUCCUUGUGUGGGAAGGACAUGAGCAAAGGCCUGAGCCUCCUACACAGAGUGCUGACAGCCAGGCCAAAAGGUUUCAAGCUGCUUAGCCUGAAGUUUCUGCCUGUGUUGACUCAACAUCAGGCUAAGGAGCUGACGCCAUACGAGGUAGGAGAGCGGCUAUGUGUAGACAGCGUGAACUUUCUGAUGUCCUCCCCCGUCCUUGUGUGCGCUCUGAGCCGGGUGGAGGCUUUUUCUUCUCUAAAGAAGCGCCUGCCUCACGAUUACCCCGGUAACCUCAGUGUACUGAUGUCAGCCACACCUGAAGUAGCUUCAAGACAAGCUUCUGUCUUCUUCCUUGAGCACGAGAUGACCCCUGACCAAAGCAAACAAUCACAGCUGAACGUUUCCCCCCAAAUCUGCAGUACCAAAGAUCCACAGAGGCAGCUCACUGUGUGCCUGUUCAAGCCCAGAAGCUGGUAUCACCUGGUGUCUGCAGCGGUCCACAUACUCCAUCUGAGUGGUCUCAGGGUGGUGGGCCUGCGUGUGUUCACACUGGAAAAAAGCACUGCUGCCUGUAUACUGCCUGCAGAAAGUGAUACAGCAGAUCUGGAGGCCCAGGUGGAGUACCUGUGCUCUGGCUCCUCAUUGGCUCUCUGUCUGGAGGGGGAGGAUGCUGUGAGGCGGCUGCUGGACGUGAUUGGCCACAUGGACUCAUCUCAUUGGAUGAUGUGCUCGGCCAUAGCUCAUUCAUAUAAUCCGAUCUAUGGCUCUGGAUCAUAUCAGAAAGCAGUUGAGGAUGUGAAGAAGCUUUUUCCAGGAGGGCUCUGCUGUGCCGAGAGCAGCACAAUGACACAGGAGAAGAUAUUCAGCUUGUGUUCAGACUCUGUGGCGUCUGUGGAGCGUGAACAGACAUCCACGCUGGCCCCUGUUGCCCGGGAGCAUCUUCCACUUUCCCUGGAAUCAGGACCGAAUAAAGGGUCCCUGGUACACAGAGCUUACUGGCAGACAACCUGUCUGCUGGUCCCCUUUGAUGCUCCACCCCUCAGCCACGAGUCUUCCCAGCUGGAGCUGCUGGGGCUGCUGCUGAGGUCAGGCUGCUAUCUGGUGGCAGGGAGGAUGAGUGUGCUGGAUAACAAGCAGAGGAAACACAUUACAGAGACCCUGCAAGUGUCAUCAAGAGGAAAUGAAAGAAUGGCUCAACUUAACAUGGCGCCCUGCCUCAUCCUGGCUCUGCAAGGGGAGAACGUCGCGACCCGACUGAACCUGCGCCUUGAAAACAGCAUUAACAAGGAGCGACCAGACCUGGAUAAAGUGGGCCAAAUGAUAAUAUACCCAGAGAAUGAGAAAGAGGCUGAGCAGCUGAUCUGCUACCUGUUUGACACCUUGUCUCCUGAGAGCUCUCAUCAUAUUGUGCCAAAAGGUUCAAACCGUUCAAGAAAAAGCAGCAUCCAUUAGCAUUUUCUUUAUGCCUGUAAUAAAAAA
Molecule: messenger RNA, 3877 nt
Organism: Labrus mixtus (cuckoo wrasse)
Lineage: Eukaryota; Metazoa; Chordata; Actinopteri; Labriformes; Labridae
Product: dynein axonemal assembly factor 8
Exons: 26
Coding region: 131-3850 (1239 amino acids)
Molecular function (GO): dynein complex binding
Source: RefSeq, a predicted model, not a curated record